GGGGAGUGGUUAAAGGGGGUUUAAAGCAAAGAAGAAAACACAAACUCAAAUCUCAUCCACGAUGAGCAUAUCAAAAGAGUUCGCGUCGUGGUUCUCUCCAUCAUAUGUCAAGCUCGCAACCGCUCCACGGGUCGGCGACAAAGCCCCCUCAGACCCAAAGUUGGUAUUUCCCGCCAAAAACGCAAAGCCAACCGUCGUCGCAUUUCUCCGUCACUGCGGGUGUCCAUUCGCAGAGGCAACCUUCCUUGUGAUGCGUACUGCAGCUACUCAGCACCCGGAUAUCAACUUCAUCGCCAUAUCGCAUAGUGACCAGCGAGCUACCGAGAAAUGGCUGAAUGAGCUUGACGGUCCGGGCUCGGUGACCGUCGUCGUCGAUGCGGAGCGUGAAAUCUACGCGAAAUGGGGCUUGGGAGUGGUCUCGUUGAGUCAUGUUCUGAGCCCGGCGUCGCUGGUGAAUGCGUGGAAGCUCGGGAAGGAGCAGGGAAUCUGGAAUAGGCCUACGGAGAGUGGAAGUAGAUGGCAGUCCAGUGGGUACUGGGCUAUUGAUCAAGAGGGCCAUGUGCGGUGGGGAGGUCCUGCGGCCAGGGCUGAUGAUGUGUUGAAUGUUGAUGAAGCUUUGAAGGCGCUGCAAAGGCCUCUUGAGAGGCUUUAAGAGACUAGAGUAUUUCAUAGGGGAGGUUCGAAAGGGAGCAAGUAAUAAUUGGUCAAAUGUAGCACUAGUCAUAUCCUUUCUUGGCAUGAAACACGU
Molecule: messenger RNA, 748 nt
Organism: Penicillium brasilianum
Lineage: Eukaryota; Fungi; Ascomycota; Eurotiomycetes; Eurotiales; Aspergillaceae
Source: the annotation of a GenBank genome assembly